Molecule: messenger RNA, 1974 nt
Organism: Darwinula stevensoni
Lineage: Eukaryota; Metazoa; Arthropoda; Ostracoda; Podocopida; Darwinulidae
Source: the annotation of a GenBank genome assembly
GGCGGAGGGAAGACCCAAGACGUGCUUUCAUUCACUCGCUGGCCAGCUGCCGAGUUGGGAACGCCGUCGCUUUUCGCCGUUCAGUGCGGUCUGUUUUCACCACGUGAUAGCAGUGCACCCGGACCCAACUGGCAAACUAAAUCCCCAAACUCGGUGGAGUGGCAGGAACGAACGGAAAAAAAUGUGAUCGGCUCUCUUGGAUCCCUGCUUUGGUGUACCUGGUCCAUAUCUUCCCCCUUUUCCGCCGCCGCUCGACGUUCGAGAUUUAUGAGAGAAAUUCCGUUUUGGAAAACUCUAGUUGGCCACCCAUCCUUCGUGUGAAGUACAUAGUGAAUGGUGGGAGGAGAUAGGGAGGCAGAAGAGAGACAGAGACUCCCGAGGAGGAAGAGAAUGAAGGUGCCACCGCCGCCGGCGCUUCAACUGCCCUUCUCCCCCGCCGAGGUGCUUUGGAGGUACCCGCUGCUCCUGCCCACUCCGGGCACCCCGACCCCGAGCACCCCUUCGGCCACCGCCGCACAUUCCCCCCUGCUCGACCUCAGGUCCCAGAUGCCGCAGCAUAUUGCUGCGGAUCCCCGGUUAUGGUCCCGGGAAGACGUGGUCACGUUUCUCAAUUGGUUCCAGGCGGAAUUCGAUCUCCCCUCGAUCGAUGUGGAGAAAUUCUGCAUGAAUGGGAAGGCGUUGAGCCUGUUGACGAAGGGGGACGUUGCGGGGAGAGCCCCAGGGGCGGGGGACAUCCUCCAUAACGCCCUCCAACUCCUUCUCCACACGGCUCCAUGGAGGAUCCCAGCCAGUCCUCUGCUCCCCCUCGCCGGGCCCCCACCCUCGCCUCACUCCCACAUCCAGUGGGCCACCGGUGGGGAGCAUCCUCCGGUCACCACCAACUCGGUCAACGGCCACCACUACCUUCAGCCGUCGAAUUCCGUGACACUCAGUCCCGCGCCUUCAACGGAUAGUCAGUCGGGGAGCCCGAAGCACCACGAAACCAAUCAUGUCACUGUCCACGUUUCUUCCACUCCGUCCUCUAUUUCCGCCUACCAGAACGGGGGACACUCCGACUCGGAAGACAGCAUGCAGGACUCAAACAGUCCCAGUCCCAUGGAGCAGAAGUGUUCCUUGUACUCCAUCCGCUCCCCUGCCCGGAGCCCCAGCGGAAGAGAGAGGGAAGAGGCAGGGUCUGGGAGGUCUGGUCAGGCGCCGUCCUCUCCCAUGACAGAGUCUGCUCCUUCCACGCCCACUGGCUCUGACACGAUUGAAAGUGGAUCUGGGGGUCGCUUGCUGUGGGACUUCCUGCAGCAGCUGCUCAACGACCCGGGCCAGAAGUAUUCCCACUUGAUCGCGUGGAAGAAUCGCGAGACGGGAGUGUUCAAAAUCAUGGACCCUGCUGGGCUGGCUCGUCUCUGGGGAAUCCAGAAGAACCAUCUCUCCAUGAACUACGACAAAAUGUCUCGGGCUCUCCGCUACUACUAUCGAGUCAACAUCCUCAAGAAGGUUCAAGGAGAACGACAUUGUUACCAAUUUCUGCGGAACCCAUCAGAGCUGAAGGGAAUCAAGAACAUUUCGCUGCUGCGCCACGCACCGCCGCCCGUGGCCGCGUACAUGGACGAGGGUCCGACGGACCUCAGCCUCCCCAGUGCGGAGCGCAACGUCUCGCGCACUGCCGAGAGCGAUUCCCUGACUCCGAAGCUCAACGGCAACCACGGUUACCAUUUCCUCUUCGGGAACGUGAAGUUCGAAGGCGAUGCACCCGACAAGGUGGUGAAGGAGGAGGGCUAGGACCCUCCAAGACACGGUGCAAUGCGUUUUUCUUUUUUAAAAAUGUCCCGGUUUGGUUUUAAAUCUCUCCAGUGUGCAUCUGCAGUUUCGUCGUUUCUCCUCUCGUCUCUCUCGCGUGGGACCCAAGAUCUCAUAGAUAUGAAUUAUCGUCAUUCUUUUAAAGUAUUUUUGUUUUUUUCCCCCCCCCCCCCUUCCAUUCCA